AGAAGAGAGAGCAUUUUGGAAAUUUGAAGGUUUUAUGUUUGCCUUAGCAUUUAUUUCUUGUAUUAGUGUAUAUUGGAGAGAAAAUAUACUAAGGCAAAGAAUUAUUCGCAAAGUUGCCAGACAGUUAAGAGCUAGUGUAUAUGGUUUCAAAAACCUGAAAAAUGGAUGAAGCAUAUUUAGAGAUACAUUCACUGACUGAUUUAUGCCUUGCUCCAAUAGAAACGAUCAUAACACUUUUUACAAUAAAAUAUUGCAAUUCUGAGAUCAAUAUUAAGUUGAUUCAAACUAAACAAAAGUUAAAUGAAUGCGCGUAUAUUAUAGAUAUAUCUCAAUUUGUAUAUGAAAUUAUAGAUGAAAAAGAGAUUCCUCAUGAUGUAAAUUCUUGUGAAUUACCUAGUAUAGUUUUAAAUAAAACAAGUUACAUAGCAGGACUUUGUGCUAUACUAAGACAGAUUAUAAAAUCAACUCUCAUAGAUUGUCCAUUACAUUACUGUAGAUCUUUGUUGGGAUUUAAAGAAUCAUGUUUAUUAGCUUGUUUGGAAAGCAGUGUCUGGACUAAGUUUUGUGAAAUAGAUAUGAUUAACAUGUUAAAAUUUCUUAAUUUAGGUAGUUCGAAUCAAGUAGAAUUGCCUCAUAGUCUUGCAAGAUUUGAAUGUCAUAUGUCGCAACCACUAAGGAUACAUAAUCUAUACAAAUAUGUAGUGUCUAAGAAAAAAAGUAUGCAAGAUGUAAGAACAGAAUAUAAAACUCAAGUACCAGAACAUAAAUAUGCAGAAGGUUCUUAUAUUACGUUAGCUGAUAUAAUUAUUUUUGUUUGUGUGCAUAUAUUGCUUACAAUAUAUUCAAGUGACGCAAUACUUAAAUUAUUACCAUUGAUAACUAAAUGGUACGAACGAAUGAUUCAAGAUCAUAUUAUACUGGAAUGUUUAAGUUGCUUAUCUAUUCAAGAAAAAAAAAUUAAUAAUGAAAUUAAUUAUAUACUUCCUCAAGUUUCUAAUGAAAGUUUAUAUAAAAGUGAUCCUAAAAGAUAUAAACCAAAAAGUCGUAUCUACACAAAACAAAAAGACAUAGAAUAUUCCAUGCAAAUUAUCCAUAAUGCAGAAAUUAUAAGUGAGCUUGAUGCAGAAACCUUCGGUGCAGAAAUAUGUUUUGAUUGGACAAAUGUUCCUUUUGACAUAACUCCAGAAGGUGGAUCUUUACCACCUUCUCGUCUGAAAAGAAAAUCUGAACAGUUAGAAAAUCUAUGUAAACCUGUUAUAAAAUUAGCAAAAGCAGGUGAUGUUAUUGUAGAUUUUUGUUCUGGUAGUGGUCACCUUGGAGUAUUACUUGCAUAUCUUUUACCAAAUUGUACUAUAAUAUUAUUAGAAAAUAAAGAACAAUCUUUAAAUAGAGCAAAAGAAAGAGUGAAGCUGUUGAAAUUGACUAAUAUUAAAUUUUAUCAGUGUAAUUUAGAUUAUUUUAAAGGAAAUUUUAAUAUAGGUUUAUCUUUGCAUGCUUGUGGAGUAGCAACUGAUUUAGUUAUUCAACAAUGUAUUAAAAGAAAUGCUAUUUUUGUAAGUUGUCCGUGUUGUUAUGGAUCAUUACACAAUUGCCAUCAUUUAACAUAUCCAAGAAGUAACAUUUUUAAGAAACACAUAAGCAACAAACAAUAUUUGACUCUUAGUCAUGCUGCGGAUCAAACACACGAUAAACUAAAUGCUAAAACUCAACAAGGAUAUGAAUGUAUGGCUAUUAUAGACACUGAUAGAAAAUUACAGGCUGAGCAAUUUAAUUAUUUAGUAUAUCUUGGUAAAUUAAUACCAGAGACAUGUACACCUAAAAAUCACAUAUUAGUUGGAAUUCCUAAAAGACGUAUAUGUAUGAAAAAUUAGAAUAUUAAUAUCUUAAAAAAUAUUUGUACAACGAAAUUUACGGUACAAAUAAAUAUGUGUAAAUUAUACAUACAUUUAUACUUACUUGUUGUCUGAAACAAAUAAUAAAUUAUGAAUAACAUUGAUACAGUAAAAAUGAAGCUCUCUCUUACAAACUUGUUUUAAAAUAUACUUUGUAUAUCACAGAUAAAUAUUAUGAAUUUACAAUACGUUAUAUUUUCUUUUUUUUAAUUUCUAUGAACUUUUAUAUUGCUUAUAACAUUAAUCGUUUGUAGUAUGACUGUAAUAUUAUUUCAAUUUAUUAAUGAGACACGUGCCAUUACUGCACUAGAAAUUUAUUAAUAAUUGUAUGAAGAUUUUUAUUGAUAUGUACAAAAAAGAAGAAAGAAAUAAUUAUGUAUACAAAUUAUUAGCAUUAUUUAAAUGUUACACAACAAUUUCCUAUUGUUACAUAUCUAAUUGUAAGAGAAACACGAAACGAAGUUUGUUUUUAUAUUAUAUUAGAGGAACUAGGGAAUAUUCAUUUUUACUAUUUUACUUACUACUUCAAGCGCCGAGUAUAUGCUUGGGCAAUAUUGAAAAUUUAAAUAAACUUCCAUCUUUAUUUUAUGCUUUAACACUUUCAACAUUUAAUUUUGGUCUUUCAAUAAAAUGGCUGAUGGAAAACGAAGUGAAAGUACCAUAUACACAUUUUAUGUUUUUUUAAGAUUGUGUGUUUCAUGUACUAUUUACAAUUUCAGUCAUACGAGCACAGAUACACUGCCACAGAGUAAGUUAGCCAUAUCUGAUAUUUAUUUUACUUAAUAGUAAACUUAUGUUUAUUUCAAUUCACAUCUGUUUUAAGCUUCUUGUAAGAGAUGAAGCUUAACUUUACCAGAUGUUAAUGGUGAAAAGUUAUCUUAGAACAUUGUCACAGAGUAUGUCUCUUAUUUGAUAUAAAAGCCCCCUAACACAAGUAUUUGAUAAAAAGUUCUCAAUGAAAAAAUUCAUAUGAAAUUAGAAAAAGAUCAACUUAUGGACACAGUUUUGUUAACAAAAUAAUGGUAUUUGAUCUAUCGUAAAAAAGAUUUUAUAUUUUCAAUGGUAAGAACUACUGAUAUAAAUUCUUCAAUAAAACUUAUAUAAAUUAAAUUCGACGAAUGAAACAAAUUAUUAAUCGGUACUUUACGAUUAUCGAAGUUUACAAUAAAAAAAAAAUAUAAGUUAUCGUAAUAUGGACGCUUAUACAAAAAGAUAGGGAAUAAACAAAAGACUCUUUCGACAUUUGGUAUAUCAAAAAUGAUUGCUAUCUCAUUGUAGUUUAUUGUCACUAAGAAAAUAGUAAGCUAUGUAGCUUGGUAUAUAGUUAACAAUUCGUUAUAUUAUUUGGAAAUAAAAACAUUAUAAUAUUAAAAAUGGUAACUGCAAUUAAGAAAAAAAAAUUGAAAAACAUUUAUUUUGUUGGAUAUUGAUAAUAUAAUAGACGUGAUUAAAAUUAAGAAAAAAGGAAGCAGUAAAUAUUAGAUACUUAGAUAUUUAUAUUGAUAGUUACCAUUAUAUAAGCUUACUUAUUAUAAAAGCUCUAAAUAGGGGGCUUUUAAAAUUACACGUUAAAUUUGCUUCGUGGCAUUAGCACGAAGCAUGUAGGCAUCUCAGACAUACAUUGGUACUUGUUUCAAACGUUUUCCCGACAUUAAUUUCGUAGUUUACAACUCAGAUAUUUUCUAUAGUAAUAAUUAUCUUACGCGUAAAAAUGUAAGCAAGCAAUCCAUCGAAGUCUCUUUCUCAUUAAUCGUUGAAGUUCGAUAGUUAGAUUUUACGUAAGUUACUCGUAAUCAUAACAAAGAAUGGCUGCGUUAGAGAUAAGAAAAAUUGAUAAUAAUUAAUACAUUAUAAUAUUCAUAGACUCGAUAAAUCCUUUAUCUCAAAUCGAUUACUUGUUAAUUGAAAUCGAACUGGAGAUUUCGAAUACGAAUCUUUCUGGACAACUUGCUUCAUUUUUCAUUAUUGGCGUGUAGUACUCUUCUCGAUAUUAUACUUUUGGCUUUACAGCAUAAAUAAUCAUCACGCGUUAUGAUGUAAUUUCACAUUUCAUGCUUUUUUUUUCAUAAAUUUCAUAUGUAUAAUAAGAUUGUAUACUUAGGAUCAAUUGAUGUACCUGCUCGUAACUUUGAAUUCGCUAGAUAAAUAGGUACUUCGUUUUUUUUUUUCUAAUACCAAUUCUUGUACUUUAUGUAUAAAUUUAAUAGCACGGAGGAUUCUGCCAGAGGGGUAAAUCAAUCGAUCCUUCUCAUUGUUAUUUCGAAUGUGCCAGCCACAACACAACAAGCACGGUGCUCCUACCGAAGUACUUAUAUUCAUACCGUAUAUUGCUUAAGUUAAGGAGCUUGUAAACACGGUAUUCCCGACAACUUAACGGUACGACGCUCUCCAUAACUUCUUUUAACAUUUUUCACGUGUCUCGGAUAGCAACACAAUUAUUCUAUUUUGAUUCGAUAUGAAAAAGCUUUUUGAUAAAUAUCUCCACUCCGGGGAAUUAAAACAAAUCUUUACAAUUUUCAUUUCAUUAAUUUGUAAAUCAAUUGCUUAACCAAGAAGAGUCGCAUUUCUAUUAAAAUAUCAUUUACAAUUGAUAAUAAACGACACGGCAUUUACGUCAGAGUAGUUCGAUGUCAAAAAUAACUAUCAAGAGAUGGAAAUGUGUGAUCGGUACUUGUGAGAACACGUUAAUUGACGAUGUCUUCGAUCAUGCAGCAAUCGAAGCCAUAUGAUAUGACAAUGUGACGCGUUAGUUGAAAAUUUACGUGGCACAUUUGUAUAUAGAGAUGGAAAAGAAAAAGAGAGUAAGAGAAAGAGAGAGAGAGAGA
Messenger RNA from Vespa crabro (European hornet), 4717 nucleotides. RefSeq names its product glutathione S-transferase C-terminal domain-containing protein homolog (gene Gstcd). The record is from RefSeq and is a predicted model, not a curated record. The coding region runs from base 162 to 1871 and encodes 569 amino acids. NCBI's taxonomy places the organism in Eukaryota, Metazoa, Arthropoda, Insecta, Hymenoptera, Vespidae. The transcript is spliced from 2 exons.